GCAGUUUCAAGGGAACCCAAACUGGGCGUUUCUGUGUGGCAACUCCCACGAAAAGUUUCUGCGAAACGGCGUCAACCUCCGAAUUUUUUUUAUACCGAGGACUAAACGGCAAGAAAAUCCUCCUCCAUGAACACUAAACCACGGCCUGGAAUUCGUCCUUUUGUCGUUUUGCGUUCCCUUUAUAGCCUUUCGCAUGGAAAGUAUCCAACCGUCGUGGUCGACUUGUUUACCAGUCGUGUUUUCCAGACAACGGCGCCAAGUUAAUGUCGCUGGCUUGGAAUGUCUCCAAACGCUACAUAGUUGAAUAUUUUGUGCUUCAUUUAAUUUAUAAGUUCAAUGCGUUAACUUUGUCUCGGGGGUAAGUUUGUUACGAGCUACUUUUUUUUUUUUUUUUUUUUUUACAAGGGACCGUCGUCAAAGUCGCGGGCGCUCCACGCUUUCGCCAUUCCCUUACUGCGCCACUUGAAGUGGAAUGGGACGCCUUGAAACCUCCGUGUUUAGCUCUUGAAACUGCGUGGGGGCGUCCAGCGGCUCCAUAUUGAAUCAAAGUUGCCAACUCCGGUGACAACAAUGCUGUAAAAGUUCGGGGUGUUCGUGUAAAUGGGGGAGCUGUGACGGCGUACGAGUGGGCGAACUUUCCCCCCCCCCCCCACACACCCCUGCAAAGUUGCACUAGUCUGCGCCACGAUCCACGAGUUUUGACGGCGGGAGCGAGAAGUGGACGUGAUGGACGACCCGUCCUCGGUCAUCACGCAGGUCAGCCGGGACGAAGAGGCGAAUAAAGCCGCGGAAAGAGGAGAUAGAGGUUCCACACCCUCGUUGUCCACCAAGAAGCCCCGAAGUGGUGGCUUAUUUUCCAUCUUUUCCUGCUGCCUGUGCCGAGACCAGCAAGAACCUCCGCCGGUGAACAACAACGCCCCCCUGCUAGUCGAGGAGAAUGGCACCGUUUCCAAGGUGAAACCGCUCCUGCCACCAGUCAAGUCCAAAGACUCUGGAAAGGUCUGCGUGGUUAUCGACCUGGAUGAGACGCUAGUUCACAGCUCUUUUAAGCCUGUGAACAACGCAGAUUUCAUAAUUCCCGUGGAAAUAGAUGGAACCGUACACCAGGUGUAUGUGCUGAAGCGACCUCAUGUAGACGAGUUCUUAAAGAGGAUGGGAGAAAUGUUCGAGUGUGUCCUGUUCACUGCCAGUUUAGCCAAGUAUGCCGACCCGGUCUCUGACCUCCUGGACAAGUGGGGAGCCUUCCGCUGUCGCCUUUUUCGGGAGUCCUGCGUCUUCCACCGAGGAAAUUACGUCAAGGAUUUAAGUCGCCUGGGUCGCGACCUAAACAAAGUCAUCAUUGUAGACAACUCCCCUGCCUCUUACAUCUUCCAUCCUGACAACGCCGUGCCCGUGGCCUCGUGGUUCGACGACAUGUCCGACACCGAGCUGCUGGACCUCAUCCCUUUCUUCGAGCGCCUAAGCAAAGUGGACAACGUCUACACUGUCCUCAAGCACCAAGGGGCCACAAGCUAACAGAAUUUUUUUUUUAUUUUUUAAAAUACACAUCCGAACAAAACCAGCAUGUAAAUCUGACACAAUCAAAUUCACAUCAGUGAGGGUUUCCACCCUAGACUGAGACUCUUCCCAUGCCAGGAAGUCUUCCAUGUUGUUGGCGCCGCCACCUCCUGGUCGAGCAGGAAACUGCUCUACAUUAGCCUUCCUCGUUCCUCAGCUCAGGAAGCGACACCUGCGUGGAUUUUUAAGGACGUUUUUUUUUUUUGCCCUUUCGUAGGGCAAUUCUAAGGACUCGGCAUCCAGAAUGUGCCUUUUUUAAACUUUGCUACAACAACAAAUAUUUUAGCUACACCUGCCGUGCCACAGAGGUCAAAUGUCACACUUGCUGUAAACUCAAGUUGCGUUGCGUUCGACGGGCUCACUUCCACCUUUUGAGUGAAAAACUUGGAAUUCUUAAGAGGAGCAUAGGAAGUGCGGAACUAAGUACGUCGUCCUCUUUCUCUUUUAUUCCGAAACGGUACACAUAGGCUGGAAACUCACGCAAAGGGUGCAAAGUGUGUCUCUAUUUAAAGCAACAAUCCACUCUAAAAACCCCCCUGGAUUCAUUUUGUUGAUGGUUUUAAGCCAGUGGUUCUUAACCUUGUUGGAGGUACCGAACCCCACCAGUUUCAUAUGCGCAUUCACCCAACCCUUCUUUAGUGAAAAAUAAAAUGUUUAGUUUUUUUUCAAAUUCAAGGCAAAGUUAUAUUUUUUUGGUAACACUUUAGUAUGGGAAACAUAUUCUAAGUAACAAAGACUUAAUUUAAAGUUAUUUGGACACUAGGGGAACAUAUUCUAAGAAAUAAAGACUUAAUUUAAAGUUAUUUGGACACUAGGGGAACAUAUUCUAAGUAACAAAGACUUAAUUUAAAGUUAUUUGGACACCAGGGGAACAUAUUCUAAGUAAUAAAGACUUCAUUUAGAGUUAUUUGGUUAGGGUUAGAGGGUUAGAAUAAGGCCAUGCCGAAUAAAGCAUUAAUAAGUACUUAAUAAUGACUAGUUAAAGGCCUACUGAAAUGAAUUUUUUUUUAUUUAAACGGGGAUAGCAGAUCCAUUCUAUGUGUCGUACUUGAUCAUUUCGCGAUAUUGCCAUAUUUUUGCUGAAAGGAUUUAGUAGAGAACAUCGACGAUAAGAGUUCGCAACUUUUGGUCAUUGAUAAAAAAAAAAGCCUUGCCUGUACCGGAAGUAGCGUGACGUCACAGGUUGAAGGGCUCCUCACAUUUCCCCAUUGUUUACACCAGCAGCGAGAGCGUUUCGGACCGAGAAAGCGACGAUUAACCCCAUUAAUUUGAGCCAGGAUGAAAGAUUCGUGGAUGAGGAACGUGAGAGUGAAGGACUAGAGAGGCAGUGCGGGACGUAUCUUUUUUCGCUCUGACCGUAACUUAGGUACAAGCUGGCUCAUUGGAUUCCACACUCUCUCCUUUUUCUACUGUGGAUCACGGAUUUGUAUUUUAAACCACCUGGGAUACUAUAUCCUCUUGAAAAUGAGAGUCGAGAAUGUGAAAUGGACAUUCACAGUGACUUUUAUCUCCACGACAAUACAUCGGCGAAGCACUUUAGCUACGGAGCUAACAUGAUAGCAUCGGGCUUAACUGCAGAUAGAAACAAAAGAAAUAAACCCCCGACUGGAAAGAUGGACAGAAGAUCAACAAUACUAUUAAACCAUGUACAUGUAACUACACGGUUAAUGCUUUCCAGCCUGGCGAAGCUUAACAAUGCUGUUGCUAACGACGCCAUUGAAGCUAACUUAGCAACGGGACCUCACAGAGCUAUGCUAAAAACAUUAGCUAUCCACCUACGCCAGCCAGCCCUCAUCCGCUCAUCAACACCCGUGCUCACCUGCGUUCCAGCGUUCGACGGCGCGACGAAGGACUUCACCCGAUCAUCGACGCGGUCGGCGGCUAGCGUCGGAUAGCGCGUCUGCCAUCCAACUCAAAGUCCUCCUGUUUGUGUUGCUGCAGCCAGCCGCUAAUACACCGAUCCCACCUACAGCUUUCUUCUUUGCAGUCUCCAUUGUUCAUUAAACAAAUUGCAACAGAUUCACCAACACAGAUGUCCAGAAUACUGUGGAAUUAUGAGAUGAAAACAGAGCUUUUUGUAUUGGGAUACAAUGUGUCCGAAUACUUCCGUUUCAACCAUCGACGUCACGCGCAUACGCCAUCAUUCAACCGGAAGUUUAGCGGGAAAUUUAAAAUGUCACUUUAUAAGUUAACCCGGCCGUAUUGGCAUGUGUUGCAAUGUUAAGAUUUCAUCAUUGAUAUAUAAACUAUCAGACUGCGUGGUCGCUAGUAGUGGCUUUCAGUAGGCCUUAAAUAAUGACUAGUUAAGAGCCAAUAUGUUACUAAUUUGCAUGUUAAUAAACAACUAAUUAAUGGUGAAGAUGUUCCCCAUACUAAAGUGUUACCAACCGUGCAUGAACAUCACCUUGUUCAAAGAACAACACCAACACAGUGCAUAAACUCACAACAAAUUCACACACCUGCAAAUCAGUGUGACUUCCGCUGUUGCCGAUAGGGAGAAGUUUUUAUUUACACGAUGAGUCGGGUGUGUCUCGACCUCCGCCAAACCCAUUGAGGUUGACUCACCGGACCCCUAGGGUUCGAUCGAACCCAGGUUAAGAACCACUGUUUUAAGCUGGGAUGCAAUUUUAUCUCCGGGGCAAAGUAGGAACACAAAUCGUACUGACUUGUUCUUAAGGUGGAAUUGAACAAUUCCAGAUAUGACGAGCAGUGCGGCCUGGAAAAGACGCUGAAUGACUGGACUGUGCUUUUUGAAGCGACUCCAUUGAGAACAGGCAGGGAUGGAUGAUGAUUCAAACUCGUUUUAUUAUGAUUUAUGACAGUGUUCAUGUUUUAAGAAGAUCCUGGCAAUCAAAAUAUUUUUCCUAAAUAUUUUUUUUCUUCCACUUCUCAAUGCCAUUCCUCAGCUUUUCAGUAUGCAAAUGAUCCAGUCCAAUGCCAGCAGAAGACCGCAGUAAUAGAAUAUUACUGUUAUAGGCACCUAACAGUAAACAUUUUCUAAUUGUGUUUUUCGGGGAGGGUUUUUAAUGACUAUGAAUUUGUCUGACGUCACCACAGGGCUGCUACUGUACCUCACGUGUUCAGUAGAUUUGUGUUUUGCACAGCAACAAAGCAAACUUGCCAUUAAUAUAGCAUUUAGUAUUUGAUACCUGCUGAUAUUGUAUAGCCACUUAUACAUAACAUACAUAGUUAUUUUACGGCAGGAUUAUUUAACAGAAAAACACCCAAAUAAAGGUUAUGAAAUCAUUUGUAUUUCAUUGAG
Messenger RNA from Entelurus aequoreus (snake pipefish), 4819 nucleotides. RefSeq names its product carboxy-terminal domain RNA polymerase II polypeptide A small phosphatase 1-like. NCBI's taxonomy places the organism in Eukaryota, Metazoa, Chordata, Actinopteri, Syngnathiformes, Syngnathidae. Bases 727 to 1515 code for a protein of 262 amino acids. The record is from RefSeq and is a predicted model, not a curated record. The transcript is spliced from 7 exons. Gene Ontology annotation, molecular function: RNA polymerase II CTD heptapeptide repeat phosphatase activity.